CAUUUUGUCUUAUCUUGCCGGCCCGACCCUCGCGGGGCUGCGGGGCCUCAACAAUCCUUCUGGUUUCCUAUGUCUUCCAACGUUUUUGAUCAUGACCGAGACGAUUUUUUUUUAUGAGAGGGUCCCUACACCCGUUCCUUUCUCUAACCAGUGUAUUUUUUCCGACACAUUUUAUUUUCUUCUUCUCGAAGCUAUCAUGUUAUUUCGGGGUUACGCCUUUUUUGUGUGUGUGUUAUGUUUUCAUCUUGCGUGUUUUAGCGAGCAUUUGAUCUUUCGAUGUGUAACAAACAAACAAUCAAUGUAUGUGGAACUACUACUAUAUUUAUCUAUUACCGGACCUGGAAGCCCCUCACAGCACCUGCACAGCAUGUACUUAUUGGAUACGAUGGACGAGUUGAUGAGAAGAUGCGCAAGAGACUGGGGAUGAUCUGCGACUCCAGCGCGAGAUGAUGAGAAAAUGAAUGAAUCAAUCUGAUGAAAAUUGAAUUCUGAUUGUUUGCAAC
This is a messenger RNA of Aspergillus welwitschiae, 503 nucleotides long. RefSeq lists its product as uncharacterized. The record is from RefSeq and is a predicted model, not a curated record. The transcript has a single exon. The coding region runs from base 92 to 427 and encodes 111 amino acids. Lineage: Eukaryota; Fungi; Ascomycota; Eurotiomycetes; Eurotiales; Aspergillaceae.